GGUCCCACACGAGCAUUGGUCACACCUCGACUAACUCCUUCGGUUUUCACUCGCCUUUGACAAGCACAAGCUUCCUCAGAACCAAUUAAAAUGGCCGUUGGUGCUUUGCUCGCUGCCGCUGAUGUGGACGCAGCUCUUGCUGCCUGCCAGGCUGCUGACUCCUUCAGCUUCAAGACCUUCUUCGCCAAGGUUGGCCUUUCCGCCAAGUCCUCCGAUGAGGUCAAGAAGGCUUUCGCCAUCAUUGACCAGGACAACAGUGGCUUCAUUGAGGAGGAGGAGCUGAAGCUGUUCCUGCAGAACUUCAAGGCUAAUGCCAGGGUUCUGACAGACAAGGAGACCAAGGCCUUCCUCGCCGCUGGAGACAUUGAUGGUGAUGGCAAAAUUGGAGCUGACGAGUUUGCUGAUCUUGUUAAGGCUUAAACGUUCUUCUGACCAAGACCCUUCCGUAUGCAAGGAACCAGAACUCACGACAGCUCACAACUAUCUCAGCUCGACUUUUUUAUACAUAUGUCUUAUUUAUGAAUGACGUUUAGGCGGUUUACUCGAUUUCGAGUAGGCUGUCUAGAUAGGCUGUUGCUUGUGUUAGUUGGAUGUUUUUCAAGCCCAUUGGCUUGUGCAAAUGUACAAUCUUGAAUGCACAUAUGGGAAAGAGUGAAAACAAGGAAUAAAUCUAGUUUUGGUGUAA
Triplophysa dalaica is the source of this 685-nucleotide messenger RNA. RefSeq names its product parvalbumin 1 (gene pvalb1). Lineage: Eukaryota; Metazoa; Chordata; Actinopteri; Cypriniformes; Nemacheilidae. The coding region runs from base 91 to 420 and encodes 109 amino acids. Gene Ontology annotation, cellular component: nucleus; cytoplasm. Gene Ontology annotation, molecular function: calcium ion binding. The transcript is spliced from 5 exons. The record is from RefSeq and is a predicted model, not a curated record.